AUGGAUUCCUCCCCGCCUACCCGUGCUUCCGGCUUUGCCGUUGUCGCCCGCGCUCUCGUCGUCCUCCUCGCUUGCUUCGGCGCCUGGGUCGUCGUGCCCUCCCUCGCUCUCGUGCAGGCCUCUGGGGCCUUGUACUUCUUAGUAUACCGCUGGGCCUGGCAGCGGCUCCUUAGAGAUUGCGUCUCCCCCGGCCGGCUCUUCAAUUGUCCCCCCGGCGCUUUCGCGAAGGGCUCUGCCCUUAUCAUCUUCACUCUCGGUCUGGAGCUGCUUUUUGCGGUUCCUUGGUAUUGGAUGGUGUUGGUCGGCACCACUCGGGCUCGCUGGGGCAAGCGGCUGGCAUCCGCAGACCCUCCCCCCGGUAUACUUCAGCUCGGGACGCAGAGCGGCGAACGCAGAUGGUGCGAGGUCUGCCGCAUCUGGAUGCCGAACAGAGCCCGCCAUGUCGGCUGGAUCGGUCGUUGCCUCCACGUGUAUGAACACACGUGUGAGUUCUUCCCCGGCGCGAUCUUCCUCAGUAGCCAGAAGGCGUACUUACUGGGCCUGAUGUUCCUCCCUGGUCACGUGGUCUUGACGGUCGUUGCGGGCCUGUCCCUCGUGUCGGAGAGAAGAACUCCCCAGGAUUACGCCUACGUGGCCCUCAUGGGUUUCGCAGCCAUUGCGAUGAUCUUUGCGGGCUUUGCCUUAAUCUGGCCUCUGUGGAAGUUUAUCGCUGUCGACAACGUCCGAUCGGCAGAAGAGCAUGGCGUUUGGCUGUCUGUGUCGAGCACCAGUGGCCGGACUCAGCGACAGGUGGGUCCCAACCCGGCAAGGCGCCCAUGGGAUUGCGGAUGGCGUGAGAACAUCUGUAUGAACAUGGGUCCUGUAAGAGAAUGGCUGCUCCUUUGGCGUGACCCUCCCAUUGGACGCCUUCUCGAGCAGAACCAGGGUUGGGCCCAAUGGGUCUUGGACAUCCGGAAGGAGCUCGAUGAGCAGGAGGCCGCCCUAGCUGAGUUAGGUCCCAUCAUGCCGACCCCUCCUCGCACUCUUCGCUCCUCCAGCCAGCACCGCACCAGUGGCUUCGAGCUGGCUCCCGUUCCGCUCCCCCGCCGCCGCCACACCUCCUCCUCCGAGGACGUCUAG
Messenger RNA from Aplosporella prunicola CBS 121167, 1119 nucleotides. RefSeq lists its product as uncharacterized. Gene Ontology annotation, molecular function: palmitoyltransferase activity. The coding region runs from base 1 to 1119 and encodes 372 amino acids. The transcript has a single exon. NCBI's taxonomy places the organism in Eukaryota, Fungi, Ascomycota, Dothideomycetes, Botryosphaeriales, Aplosporellaceae. The record is from RefSeq and is a predicted model, not a curated record.